Messenger RNA from Phytophthora sojae, 2871 nucleotides. RefSeq lists its product as hypothetical. Gene Ontology annotation, molecular function: protein kinase activity; ATP binding. The transcript has a single exon. Bases 1 to 2871 code for a protein of 956 amino acids. Gene Ontology annotation, biological process: protein phosphorylation. Lineage: Eukaryota; Oomycota; Peronosporomycetes; Peronosporales; Peronosporaceae. The record is from RefSeq and is a predicted model, not a curated record.
AUGAUUCCAUUCCCCCUUUUCCACACGGGCCACACUAGAAUGACAGACACUCCCUCACGGGUGUCCAUGUCGAAAGUGAUCCCCAAGGACGACUCUGGCAAGGUGAUCGAGAUGGCGGGCAGCAGCGGCGGACGCAGCGGCACCAACCUGGCCAACAAGAACGACGAAAGCCAAGUGAUGCCCCUCCCGUCCCCGAAAUCCCCCAACAGCAACAUGAACGGGGGUGGUAGCGCUCCAGCGUCGCCGAUUCGAAGAACCCGACUGCAUAUCAUGGGCGCGAGUAUGCAGGACCUCAAGCUCAACUUCUUCCGUCCACGCACCAGCAGGAACAACGGGGCCCCCAGUCGCCAGGAGGACAUUGGCAUCUCGUUCGUGUCGCUGCAGUUCUCCAACGCGGACAUGGAGCAGCGGUUCACCCUGGCGCGCUGUGUCAAGUACCAGACGCGGCUCAAGUUCGGCUCGGGCUUCACGGCCUUCUUCAUCCCGUUGCUGGUGAUCAUGCAGGUGAGCUUCAAGACAAACGAAGAGGACGGCGAAAAGUGGACGCAACUGCCGCUCGUCAUGGUGUUCCCGGGUAUCGUCACGCUCAUGGGGCUGCUGGUGGUCUUCUUCCAGCGGUUCUUCAUGACGCACAUGCAGUGGUUGACUCUGGUCUGCCUCAUCGGCCAGAUCAGCGCGUUGCUGGACACCACCGCGGCCGGUACAAUGGUGAGCGAACGCAACAUUUGGGUGCAGUUCAUCUUCUCGCUGGGCAUUACCAGUUCAACGGGGCUGACCUUCCUCAAGUCGACGACUGUGCUGGUGUGCUCGAGUAUCUUCUUCCUGAUCCUGGCCUGGGUCAAGUUUGCGACUAAAACGACUACGGAACAGCUCAGUGCACCGGGUACAGUCACCGCCGCCAUUAUCCUCUACUCGAUCUUGCUCGCCUUCCUGUCGUGGAACUGGGAGUACGAAGAGCGUCGCGACUUCGUGCUGACGGAGCGUCUCGCCCAGGAGAACGUCAUGGUGCAGAUGACGAUGGAGAUGACGGGAUGGUUCAGUGGCGGCGCGGCGGACCAGAGCCCCGGUAAUGGAGCCGAUGCCGGUGGGAUUCUAAGUGCCAACUGUCACAUUGACCCCAAGGACGUGCUGGUCAAGGAGGAGCUGGGAGAAGGAACCUUCGGCUGCGUGUACGCAGCGACGUGGAAGGAGACGCGAGUGGCUGUCAAGAAGAUCACGCUGCAGGGCGACACCAAGUCGAUCGUGACGAGUUUCGGCUCCGAGGCGAGUGUCAUGGCGCAACUGCGUCAUCCGAACGUCGUCAUGUUCAUGGGCGUCAUGGUGCACCCGGAGUUCGUGGGGCUUGUGAUGGAGCUCUGUCCCAAGGGCAGCGUCUACACUGUUAUCCACAACGAAGACGUCAAGAUCGACUGGUCUCUGCUGCUGCGCAUGAUGGUGGACUCCAGCCGUGGAAUGCACUUCCUGCACUCGAGCAAGCCUCCGAUUCUCCACCGCGACCUGAAGAGUGUCAACCUGCUGAUUGAUGCCGACUGGCGCUGCAAGGUCUCGGACUUCGGUCUCUCCAAGCUCAAGGCUUUCCGUGAAGACCAGAACGAGUCCGGAGUGGCUGCCAGCGUCAAUUCCGAUGCCAAGAACGUCCCUCGCGUCUUCAUCGGCUCCAGCGUCUGGAUUGCGCCCGAGGUGUUCAAGGGCGAGGAGCACACGGAGAAGGCGGACGUCUACAGCUUCGGCGUGAUUCUCUUCGAGGCGCUCAGCAGCUCCGUUCCCUACAAUUCCAUCUCGGUGGACGCCGUUCCGUUCGUGGUGCAGGCUGGAAAACGCCCCACAGAUUUUCAGGCGCUGGAGCUUCCUCCUGGAGACGCUAUGCAGGACCUGUACAGCCUCAUGACGCGCUGCUGGAGCGCUGAGAUCUACGCGCGACCGUCCUUCUCGAUCAUUAUCUCGACGCUGCAGUCCAUUCUCACCAAGCACUGCGGCGACGAGAAGUGGGAGGACCACAUCAUCUACCCGGACCGGAAGAUCGUCAACCCUUCGAACGCACCCGCAGACGACGAUGGUCUGUCCAUCCGUGAGGAGGAUUUGAUCGUGGAUGCCGCUAUCGGGCGAGGUGUCUUCGGUGUGGUAUACAAGGGCAGCUACUUCGGCACCCCAGUUGCUAUCAAGAAGCUGCAUGUGAGCGGAGUCCCUAAGAACACUCUGGUCGAGUUCGAGAAGGAGUGCAGCAUCAUGAAGGGCCUUCACCACCCCAACAUCGUGCUGUUCAUGGGUUCUUGCUCUAAACCGCCGACUCUGUUGCUGGUGACGGAGCUGCUGGCCAACGGCAGCUUCUUCGACAUUUACCACAAGAUGCCGCGUCCAGAUCCUGCUCGCCAGCUGCGUCUAGCUUACAGCGUGGCGUUCGACAUGGCCAAGGGUCUGGCAUACCUCCACAACCACAAUCCGAUCGUCAUCCACAGAGACCUCAAGUCUCAGAACAUUCUGCUGGACGACAGGAUGCGCACCAAGAUCGGCGACUUUGGUCUGUCCAAGUUCCGAGACGUUGGCAAGACCAUGUCCAUCUGCGGUAGCCCCCUCUGGGUGGCUCCGGAAGUGCUGCGUGGUGAGAAGUAUGGUACCCCGUGCGACGUCUACAGUUUCUCAAUCAUCGUGUGGGAGGCGCUGGCCUGGGGUGAGCCGUACCCGGAUCUGGGCUCAAGUGACAUCAUGAAUGGUGUUGCGGGUGGAAACUUGCGCCCGACUGUUCCUGACGGCACGCCGACCGGGCUCGCUCGUCUGCUAGAAGAGUGCUGGACCAAGAAGCAGGACCAGCGCCCGACGUUCAACGAGCUCGUGCCAAGACUCGAGGCCAUGAGCAAGGAUUUUGCAGCCUAG